CACUACAAUCCAUUACAAUCCAUCCAGCUAUGGCGGCGCCCAAGCAACUCUGAAAUUACGUGUGAGGUUCUCUGUUAUGCUUUAUUAUAGCUAGUGGGGAUUAACAGAACGUGAUGAAGCGGCACCGGCCUUACAAAGGCGAUUAUGAAAAAGAGUACCCCUCCGUGCGUGGUGUAUCACAGCCACAGAACGACUUCAAGCAAGAUGAGACAUCGUGCGAUCUGCCUGGCUUUUACUACGACAAGGAAAAGAGGCGAUACUUCCGGAUAGUGCCGGGACAAAACAACAACAAUCCUAUCACAAAUACAUCUAUAAAGCGUAAAGAAGCUGCUGAGGCCGGUAUUCAACUCUCAGAAACGAGCAGGAAACGAUCUUUCAGUGCCAUCCCAAAGUCCUUGGCGUCAUUGCAGUUGGGUAGUCUUCAGAACGUGGGAUUCACUUCAAAUUUAAGGUCUCUGAAGAUGGCAUCCUUAACCUUGUCGGCAGAGACAGAUUUUACGACCGUUUCACGUGAUGUCGUCGCAUCAUUGGGAAGUUCUGAUGGUAUCGAAGAGAGUACUUAUCUUGUUGGAUACCCACGGAAAAGCAUUGCAGUAGGAUCAUGGGCUACGAGAGCGCAACGCGGACAGCGAGGGUGCAUGAUUCGUGCCGUAUCAGUCGGUGAGGAUUGCAUCGAACCUGAAGCUGUAGUGAAUGUUCAUCCAAAGCACAGAGUUGUUGAUUUGUGCAUAACUGAAGAGGACAACCAAGUCUUAGUCACAUAUGUUUGUGUAAAUACAGGGGACUUCACUGGUACGCCAUACACAAUAGUGUCAACUAGUGCACUUGCACCUCAUCCACAUCAAGAGUUGAAUGCCAGAGAGACUAGAGAGCUUGACUUGGACGCAGCUUGGUGUUGUGCACGUGAUUUUUAUAAUCACAGGACAGCAGUUGGACUGGAGAGGAAAAUAGAAGUAUUUCAGAAGGAAUCAUCUCAGUCUACAGUGCUUCAAACAGGAAAGGAAAAUCCUUUUAGUCUCAGAUUCAAUGAGGCAGGUAACCUGCUGUAUGGAGGAUCAAACAAAGGUAGCUUGUUCUGUUUUGACCUACGGGGGCCUCCCUCCUCCAACAGAGUGACCUCUCUUCACAUGGGCCGAGGCAUUUCUUACCUCAGUCUGUUACGUUCAGAAGAAGCUGUGCUCGGAAGUGGUUACGACGGAAAACUUUUCAUGGUGGACCUAAAACAGAGAAGCAUGUUACACCAGUACGAAGGACAUAGCAAUGAUGGGAUGAAAAUUCCACUCAGCUUCGAUACAGUUAAUGACAUGCUGUGCUCAACGGGGCAGGACAGAGUCACACGUUUUUGGCAACUGAAUGUUGGGGAGGGAUCCCACAACCCCAUUGCAGCUGUCCUAGCUCCUGAACAAGGGCAGCAGCCAUGGUCAUGGUACUCUUCGUCCUGGUCGCGGACGCUGGGGAGGUCUGCCCUAUGUCUUACUUCAGGAAUAAAGGGCUACAUGUAUGUGUGAGGAUGUCUGGAACAACGUGUCUUAAAGAUUACAAGGCGAUUUUUUUCGCGUGACACACUUAAAGGGACGGUCACAUCUGGAAACCCAUCUAUGAAAACGACACCACUACGUCCGGCAUCGGCCAACAAUCUACCCAGCUAAUUUUUUUGUCCCAAAAGUGCCUAGAUAUUAAAUAAACGAAUUUUGAAGAUCAGCGCUGUUUCCGCAGCCGCAGAUGCUCUGGCGGCGUGAUGUUACUCCCUAAGCGAAGAGUGCGGCGCUCAGGGGAGGAAAGGCAUCGUCCAGACAUCUCGUGACUUUAGAAGACUGCCGUAGCAUUCCUUUUCUCAAGGUUGCACCUUCAGUGGUUCUUAGGGAGUGACGUUUUCUCAAGGUCGCGCUUUUUUUGGUUCUUAGGGAGUGACGUCCUCUCAAGGUCGCUCCCUCAUUGGUUCUUAGGGAGUGACAUUUCCUCAAGGUCGCACCUUCAUUGGUCCUUAGGGAGUGACGUGUUCUCAAGAUUGCGCCCUCAUUGGUCCUUAGGGAGUGACGUGUUCUCAAGGUCGCGCCCUCAUUGGUUCGUUCGGAGUGACGUUUUCUCAAGGUCGCUCCCUCAUUGGUUGUGAGGGGGUGACGUCUUCUCAAGGUCGUGCCUUCAUUGGAUCUUAGGGAGUGACGACUUCUCAAGGUCGCAGCUUCAUUGGUUCUUAGGGAGUGAUGUUUUCUCGUUUUUCCAGCGAGAUGAUUCCAGAGUACUGUCAACAUCCGGCACCUGCUCAUCACGUGUUCCAUCGAAUAAUAGUCAAACUGCGUCAUUAUUUCGUGUGGGAUUUUUAGUGUCGUGGUCAGUGGUCCCGGAGGAAUAAAAUGACACUGUACUAGUUUCCGAAGCGACUGGAACAGAUGCGACUGUCCCUUUAUGACAACAAGGUCUGUACUUGUACCAUAUUUAGCACCAUGUCUUUCAUUCUCUGCCGAGCCUUUAUAUACGCACACUUCCAUACACAACUGAAUGCUAACUAACAAUCUUCCCAAGCUGAAUCACCUGGAUAUCUGACCUUUCUAAUAAACACAAAGAUGCCUUCGUCAGGCUGCGGAAAACACUUCGGAAUGUGAAAGAGGCGCAUGAGUUCAAUUGUGCAUUAUCGAAAAAUGACUGGGGAACAUGGGAUGAACAAUGCACGUUCGUUGCAUGAGGAUAUCAGUGACAUUUUUUGUUGUUGUUGUUUUUAGUGUGGAAGUGCUGUCACCAUUACUCGUCUUAAUAUUGUACAGCUUGGGACAAAAGUUUACGGAACACAGCACUGGCGUGUUUCGUCAUUCGAGCGACACCCUGCUAGCUGUUGGGAAUCUCACAUGUGUGUCCACUCCUGUUUGCUGCUAGGGUGUCGCUCCAUUGGAGAAGUGCUACACCCCGGUGUUCCAUAAACUUUUGUUUCAAGCUGUACCAAUGGAAACUAGUGAACAUAUUUACGAAAUUCUGUAAAAAACCGCUGCAACCCCUCAAAUUACUUAUCUUGCAUUGGUGCAGUUGUUACCUAUCAUAUAGUGCUGUGACGUUCAACAAAUUACUGAUGAACGGGUUUGUGCAAGCAACAGAGCAUAAGCCCAGACCAAGUGCUUAAUUAAAUGCACACGUCUAUAAUAUACUCGAUUUUUGAAAGUUCACAAAGUAAAUCCCUUCUUUGGGCAAUCCACUGCAAAAAGCUUGUCUUUGGUUUGGAAUACAUUCCAAGUAAGUGCUCCUGCAUUGCUAAGGGUUAUGACUAUAUCAUGAGUGUUCUGCCAGUCCACUGAGACUUGCACACCUUUCUAAUUUCUAAAGAAACCUUUACAAAAGCGCCACAGGCUGGAUGUUUCUCGAGCAUGGAAGUCUAAAACAAACAUUAUUAAAAAUUUUACUAGCCCACAUUUACUCAUUCUACAAAGGCAGUGAAUAUUUUAGUAACCAAAUUUCGAAUGACUAUGACUAUGCAAAUGACUAUGCAAAUAGUUGGUGCUUGAGGUGCUCAACUUGUAGCUAUAGUUUAUGCUGCUCCCCGUCAGCACUGCAUGACCACGUUUGGCACCCAGCCAGAGGCACUUACCUUAAUUUGUCUUACAACAAUAUCUCUCCUCAUUAGAAAAAAAAAAGUGUGCAGAAGACAUCCGAUUAUACACAAUCAGUAUUGACCGAUGUAUUUCUAUUUAGGACACAAUACUUUGGGUGCAAUAAAAUUUUAUUUUGUACUGUGAA
Messenger RNA from Ornithodoros turicata, 3723 nucleotides. RefSeq names its product DDB1- and CUL4-associated factor 4-like. Bases 114 to 1508 code for a protein of 464 amino acids. Lineage: Eukaryota; Metazoa; Arthropoda; Arachnida; Ixodida; Argasidae. The record is from RefSeq and is a predicted model, not a curated record. Gene Ontology annotation, cellular component: Cul4-RING E3 ubiquitin ligase complex. The transcript has 2 exons. Gene Ontology annotation, molecular function: protein binding.